Messenger RNA from Cinclus cinclus, 2190 nucleotides. RefSeq names its product peroxisomal biogenesis factor 11 beta (gene PEX11B). Gene Ontology annotation, cellular component: peroxisomal membrane. Lineage: Eukaryota; Metazoa; Chordata; Aves; Passeriformes; Cinclidae. The transcript is spliced from 4 exons. The record is from RefSeq and is a predicted model, not a curated record. Gene Ontology annotation, biological process: peroxisome fission; regulation of peroxisome size. The coding region runs from base 322 to 1077 and encodes 251 amino acids.
CAAUCGCGCUGCUGGAUUUGUUACAUUGACGGGGAAAAAACGAAUCAAAAUGCUGGAAGGACAAAACAGCAGAGAUGGCGGUACGGGAUGACAACCACAUUCUGAUUGAUCAGAAGAAGCAAUUAAUGGCGAAAGAAGCCAAUCGAGCUCUUUGACACAGGCUUAGAGGAGGGGAUUACGGCUGCCGCCCAUUCCUGGCCUCUGUUUUGGUAGGAGUGGGCGGAUCCGCGCACAGCCAAUGGGGACGAGCCGCGGCGGCUGCCGGAAGUGACGUUCUGCCGGGCUCGGGAGCGGGAUCGCGUUCGGGACCGGGCCCCCGCCAUGGAGGCCUGGGUGCGCUUCAGCGCCCAGAGCCAGGCCCGGGAGCGCCUCCUCAGGGCCGCCCAGUACGCCUGUGCCUUGGCUGGGGCCGCGCUGAGCCGCUCCGGGAACGGCUUCGGGGGCAGCUCCGGGACCCUGAACCGCCUCCAGCACCUGGAGGCUCAUCUGAGCCUGGGCCGCAAGCUGCUGCGCCUGGGGGGCUCAGCCGAGGCCCUGGCAGGGGCCCAGCGCUCGCUGCACCUACCUGACCCUGUCCUGCGCUUCUGCCUCACCCUGUCCCACCUGAACCGUGCCCUCUUCCUGGCCUGUGACAACAUCUUGUGGGCUGGGAAAACCGGGAUCCUGCCUGGCCUUGCCAUGGACAAGUGGAGCCAGAGGUCCUUCAGGUAUUACCUGUUUGCUCUGGUGGUGAACUUGAGCCGGGAUGCCUACGAGGUCCGGGUGCUGCUGGAGCGUGCGGAGGCAGCCAGAAAGCGUGGGAAGAGCCCAGAAAACAGGCCCCAGCUCCAGGCUGAUGGCAGGAUCCAGCGUCUCCGGCUACAGCUGCAGCUCCAGCUGCAGCUCCUGCUCCAGGUGCUCCGGGACAACCCCCCACUACUGCUGGACCUGCUGCGGAAUGCCUGUGACCUGGUGAUCCCGCUGGAAAAGCUGGGGCUGUGCCGGAGCAGCCCAGGAAUUGUGGGAUUCUGUGGCCUCACCUCCUCCAUGCUCUCCAUCCUCACCAUCCUCCACCCCUGGCUCAAACUGAAACCGUAGUUAUCCCAGGGGCUUCCUUGGGAUGUUUGGGAGUCUUGGGGGCUUAGCCCAGGGGCUGUGACACCUCUGGAGCUGACUGGCUCAUUCCAUUCCCACCAUUCCUGACUCCUUGGAGCCACAAGGUUCCAGCACUGGAUGCAGCGUUGGAUCCCACAGGGGUGUCGGCUCCCAAAAUGCAUUUCUUCCCAUUGAUUUUUCCAGCAAUUUUAGAGGUUCAACAUUCCCCCUUUCUGUCUGGGAAGCACCUUUAACACGGAGCCAACUGAUGGGGAAUAAUUGGGACUGGAAAAUUGCUGGGGGCUUCUCAUGGUUUUUGGGGGGGUGAAGCCGUGGGGUUGGGACGAUUCCAGUGCCAGAUAGUGUAUCCAACCCCAAAUUGUUUGGACAAUUUUCCUGCCUUGUAAGAAAUCUGAGUGCAGGGAAAGGGAAGAAUGGGUGUCAGAAAUAAAUCCAUGGCUUUGGGGGGAAAUUCAGGCAGCAGUUUGCCCUCCUGAACCUUCCAUGAAAACCCAAGGGAAGGAAGUGACUGGAGCAAGUUGCGCCAAGCUGGGGGAAUCACUCCCAGCAUUCCCAUAUGGAUUUCCCUCUGUUGGAGAGCACGGAGGGGAAUCCUGUGUGCUUCCCAGCACAUCCACCUCCCUCCAUCUGCCCAGAGCUGCACAGAUCCACCUCGGCUGCACUUCUCAGAUACCCUGUUCAGUGGUGUUUUUUGGGAAAAAGCAGUGUGGCUGAAUCUCUGUUGAGAUUCCCUGCACCUGAUAUUCCUUGUGCUAAUGCCUCACUGAAUUUCCUUUUUCCCUGGGUUCUGUGACACUGGAUUGUGUGUGGCCCCAACCCAGCUCUGAUGUCUGUUACUAAACCCUGGAUCAAGGGACACACUGGGAGCUGGGAAUUACUUAAUUCCAGAGGCAGAUUGUCCUUGGAUCUGUCCCUGGGAGAGCAGGUACAUCCUCCUGAAGGUUUUUUGGGAGCUCCAUACUGAAACACCGCCCACUCCUGGGCCCAUCUGGGCUGUGCCAAAGGCUUUUUCCUGGGAAAACCAGGCAUUGAAGACUUUGGAGCAGCAUAUAUCCUGGUGGGAAUUGGGAUGGGUGGGAAGGGCUCCAGGGGAUC